AUGGAAUUCGAUAAAGAAAGAGACGCAGAAUUAGAAUUCAAAACAUCCAAAAAUGUCCAAGUCGUUUCUUCAUUCGAAGAAAUGAACCUAAAGGAUGAUUUAUUAAAAGGUAUAUAUGGAUAUGGGUUUGAAGCACCAUCAGCCAUUCAAUCAAGAGCUAUUAUGCAAAUCAUAAGUGGGAGAGAUACAAUUGCUCAAGCGCAAUCAGGGACUGGUAAAACUGCCACUUUCUCAAUAGGGAUGUUGGAGGUUGUUGAUUCUAAAAACCGUGAAACUCAAGCUUUGGUAUUAAGUCCUACAAGAGAAUUAGCUAUUCAAAUUCAAAAUGUUAUUAAAGCUUUGGGUGAUUAUAUGAAUAUUCAAUGUCAUGCUUGUAUUGGUGGUACUAAUGUCGGUGGUGAUAUUAAAGCCUUGGCUAAAGGUCAACAUAUCGUUAGUGGUACACCUGGUAGAGUAUUGGAUGUUAUUAAAAGAAGAAAUUUAAAUACAAGAAAUGUUAAAAUGUUGAUUUUAGAUGAAGCUGAUGAAUUAUUAAGUAAAGGUUUUAAAGAACAGAUAUAUGAUAUUUAUAGACAAUUACCUGCUGGAACUCAAGUUGUUGUGGUGAGUGCAACUUUACCAAGAGACGUUUUAGAUAUGACUUCAAAAUUUACUACGGAUCCUGUAAAGAUCUUGGUUAAAAGAGAUGAAUUAACAUUGGAAGGUAUUAAACAAUAUUUCAUUGCUGUGGAAAAAGAAGAUUGGAAAUUUGAUACAUUAUGUGAUUUAUAUGAUUCAUUAACAAUCACUCAAGCUGUUAUAUUUUGUAAUACUAAAAAAAAAGUUGAUUGGUUAUCUGAAAAGAUGAAGGAAUCAAACUUCACAGUGGUGGCAAUGCAUGGUGAUAUGAAACAAGAUGAAAGAGAUCAAAUCAUGAAUGAUUUUAGAUUGGGUAAUUCAAGAGUUUUAAUAUCCACUGAUGUUUGGGCAAGAGGUAUUGAUGUUCAACAAGUUUCAUUAGUUAUCAAUUAUGAUUUACCAAUUGACCGUGAGAAUUAUAUUCAUAGAAUUGGUAGAUCUGGUAGAUUUGGUAGAAAAGGUGUUGCCAUCAAUUUUGUCACAACUGAAGAUUACCCAAAUUGA
Hansenula anomala is the source of this 1122-nucleotide messenger RNA. It is a transcript of the gene FAL1, whose product is annotated as ATP-dependent RNA helicase FAL1. Gene Ontology annotation, molecular function: ATP binding; RNA helicase activity; mRNA binding. Bases 1 to 1122 code for a protein of 373 amino acids. The transcript has 2 exons. NCBI's taxonomy places the organism in Eukaryota, Fungi, Ascomycota, Saccharomycetes, Phaffomycetales, Wickerhamomycetaceae. The record is from RefSeq and is a predicted model, not a curated record. Gene Ontology annotation, cellular component: catalytic step 2 spliceosome; nucleolus.